AUGCCAAUCCCAUCACUUUUCCCAAAACUACGAUGGCGCACCUCAUCCUUAACCUCAAAUCCAGAUAACAUAGUCCGCCAACCAAGCAAAGAAGACGCAAACUACCACACGGAAUCCAACCCCACCUAUCUAAAACUCCUCCAAACCGCAUCAGGCCGCCGACGCCGCCCCAUCAAACCCAGCAGUAUCCCUCUCCACAGCUGGAACUACAAAGACCAAGAAUUAUGGAUCUUCAGAAUCCUAGUCGAGAUCUGCAAUCGUCCGGAUUAUAAUGCAUAUGAUAUUGUGAAGAAUUGGAGUAUUGAACAUGAGUUGGAUGAUUUGUAUGAUUUGGAUGAGGAGGAGUGGUCGAAGGUUCUAGGGAGUUGGAGGGAUGCUGAGAUUGUUUAUAGGAUUUUGAGGGAAGCGGAGGAGAAGAUGAAGAUGAAGAAGGAGAAGGAGAUGAAGAUAUGUAGUUUGGGGUUUUGGAGGAGGAGGAGGGGGAAUUAUUCGUGGGUUUCUGCGGAGGAGAAGUUGCGGGAUUCAGGUACUGGUGAUGGGGCUUCGCUUAGGAGGGUGGGGGAAAUGUAUCGGUAUUAUGAUACAUGA
This is a messenger RNA of Sclerotinia sclerotiorum 1980 UF-70, 588 nucleotides long. RefSeq lists its product with no specific name. NCBI's taxonomy places the organism in Eukaryota, Fungi, Ascomycota, Leotiomycetes, Helotiales, Sclerotiniaceae. The record is from RefSeq and is a predicted model, not a curated record. The transcript has a single exon. The coding region runs from base 1 to 588 and encodes 195 amino acids.